AUGACGACUUCUGAGGAUAAAGAUAAAAACGAUGCCAAGAUAGAGACUGACCAGAGACGUGUGCGACUAGAUAAGUUACCUAAUCUAAAUGAGGUACCUCAUGCCAAUCCGAUGGAACGCUUGUUUGCACAGGCCGUACUAUUGCAAUUGAAGACACUUAAUAAGAAUGUGGUUAUAUCUCAAUUGGCGUUUGACGAUCUUUGUUAUGUUUCAUUAUUACAGUUAGAUGAUUUAUUGCAAAGUCUGAAGAAGAUAACUCAAGUACAGCGAAGGACAAAGAUCUCCAAGCUUGAUUUGAACCUCUACUUUAAAGGUAUUGGUAUGGAUCUGAAAGAUUUGAAUGGGCAAGUGGAAAUAUCGAAUUUUGUACAUGGGAAAUUCAAGGACGAGGCUAAUGCCUUGAACGAAACUGUGCUAAAGGUUAAACAGCAGUUCAUGAAAGAAUUGGAAGAAAAAGAGCUUUUGAGUUCUAAACAUUCAGAGUUCUUCGUGCAAGAUGUUGAUAUAUUAAAUUUGUUACCUUCGAGCAACAAAUCUAACAAAUAUGUGCCCAGUUGGUUGCCAGAACUACCGCCUGAUCAUACGUACAAAUUUACCUCGUUGUACAAGAGACCCAUUACAGAUGAGAGGCUGAUGAAGAAGAAGUUACUAGAAGAAGGAAGGCUUUCGGAAAAGGCAUUGUUGAAUAUGCUUAGUCAAGUUGUCAAUCAGGACCCACUGGUAGCGCUAAAUAAAGAUAGCGACCAGUCUGCCAACAAUGCUGCCCUUUCUGAACAUAUUAAAGAAAGUCAGUUAGAAACCGAUUUAAUCUUUGACCCUCAUAAAACCAUACCUACAGAUAAAGAAUGGGGUACAACAACGGUCCUUCAUGGCAUCGAGUCAUUCAAUCUUUCGCCAGUGAAGAAUUUCAAUGUGUUAGAAUACUGUAAGAAGAGAGAUGCAAUAGUAAAACGAAGGGCUGAAAGGGCAGAAAACCAAGUAUCGAAUAAGAGACGUAACCCAUUCAUACGAGGUGCCAUGAUCUGUUCACCCUACGGUCAAGGGAGUACCAAAUCGAGGAAGUCAGUUGAAAAUCAAUUGAAAACAAUGCUAAGGCGUAGUUACUUGGGGCUGAUAGAUUCCAUACCGAGAGUCAAAGAAGUACGAGAAAGAGCGAGAAAAGAGGCAGAAGAAAGAGAGAGACUUUUACAAGAACAAAGGAGAAUAGAAAAGGAGAAGAAAAUGGCCGAACAAGAGAUUCUUGAUCUUAAUAACCUACAAACUGAUCCCCUAUUGCAUGGCUGGGACAAAGACAGCGAAGAUGAUGACGAAAACGACGACGAAAAAUUUCUGACGCAGGGACCGCCAGAGGUACAAGCAAUAACAGAUACUAACAUUUCAACUCUGGGGGAGUUGGCUUCUGAGCUGUUGCACGGACCAGAUGAAGAAAAACCGAUGGAAAGCACAGAGACUUUUGAAGAUGUACUUCCGUCAAUUACCCCCGCUAAUUCGACUCCUUUACUUUCAGAAGUCGCAUCGGGAUCCGCAUCAGGUCUGACGCCGAAAGAUAUAUCGGAAGAUGCACCAGAAGCAGGAUCAGAAGAAGCUAAAUCAGAAUUAGCCCUUCAUACAUCACCGGGAGUUGCCACAGACGAGUUGCUAGAAAAUCAAUCACAAGAUCACGAUUCUAACGUGAAUGAUUUAUUCUGA
This is a messenger RNA of Kluyveromyces lactis, 1689 nucleotides long. It is a transcript of the gene TAF8, whose product is annotated as Taf8p. The record is from RefSeq and is a predicted model, not a curated record. Bases 1 to 1689 code for a protein of 562 amino acids. The transcript has a single exon. Gene Ontology annotation, biological process: transcription initiation at RNA polymerase II promoter. Gene Ontology annotation, cellular component: transcription factor TFIID complex. NCBI's taxonomy places the organism in Eukaryota, Fungi, Ascomycota, Saccharomycetes, Saccharomycetales, Saccharomycetaceae.